Phragmites australis (common reed) is the source of this 2319-nucleotide messenger RNA. RefSeq lists its product as uncharacterized. The record is from RefSeq and is a predicted model, not a curated record. The transcript has 5 exons. The coding region runs from base 285 to 1823 and encodes 512 amino acids. Lineage: Eukaryota; Viridiplantae; Streptophyta; Magnoliopsida; Poales; Poaceae.
CGACGCCGACGGCCACCUCCUCUCUCCGCCUCCCGACUCUCGCUCGGUCUCUGCUGCCGCUCUCUCCUGUCUCCUCUCGUUCUCUACCCAGUCCCCAUCUCUUAAUUGACUAAACCCUAGGGCGGCCGGCAGGCACACCACAGCCCCGACUGCGCGGUCAGCGAGGGAGGCAGGGAGCGCCACCUCGCCGCAGCCGAGCAGGCGAGCAGCAGGACAACAGCGAGGUCGAACGCCUCAGCGCCACACGCACACGAUUUCAGGAGGCGGAAAAUUUCACUUGGAAGAUGGUUCAACUCUUUUUGCAAGUGCCGGCAGAAGUUGGCAGUGUUAAUACAAUUGCUGUGAAAGCUAGAAGAUCUCUUCUUAGCAAUGCUGAGUCCAUAAUCAAGUCAGUUAUUAAAUCAGGAGGCAGGUAUGAGGCCCGGCUGUGGCUGCACAGUACUGUCUCAUCGGUCCAUUCGCUCAAUCGCCAUGAUCAGCGGGACCUGUUUCUCGAUCUCUUGGAGAUGAAGAAUUCCAGACAGGAUGUUUCUGCCCGCUUGCUGCGGAUGAUUUUUGAAAAGAAGCCUGAAAGAGCAGGCUAUAUUCUAGCAAAAAAAUGUCACAUGUUGGAGGAGUUCUUCCGAGGAAACCCGGGACGGACAAUGCAGUGGUUUGGUCACUUUGCUGUUACAGGGGAAUCGACACAUAAAAAAGGUGCUAGGGCACUUUCCCAGUUUGCAUUUGUAAAUCGUGAUAUUUGCUGGGAAGAACUUGAGUGGAAAGGAAAGCACGGGCAGUCUCCUGCUGUUGUUGCUACUAAGCCUCAUUAUUUUCGUGAUCUUGAUGUUCUCCAUACAGUGGAAAAUUUCUUGGAGUAUGUCCCAGACUUCUGGUCUUCUGAUGAGCUUGCUGAUUCUAUUAAAGAUGGCGAAAUACUUCAAAUUGAUACAGAAUAUUUUGUGGAUCAAUUUUUGUAUUUGAUGUAUGAGGAGAAUUCCAAAGAUGCAUGGCAAGUGGUUGAAGAUUUUUUGAUGGACGAGCAGUUUUCCACUCUUUCUCAACAUCUUCUUAUUCAUCUAGAUGAGCAAAGGCUUCUUGAUUUCUUGAAAGCUUUAGGCAAGCUCAUCAGUCCGACUUCACAGUGCAAGGAGUUGGCAUCCCCAUGCUGCUGGCUUGAGGUUCUUUUGUCAGCGCAUGGUGACCACAUAUCGCUAGAUGAUCUUAUCUUAUUGAACUGUGUCAUUGCCAAUGGUAGACAACUUUGGCGCCUCCUGAAUGACGAAGAACAAGAGGAAGAACGGGGGCGGAUGGAUGAGCUUUUGAAGGGUGCAAAUCACUUGACCGAUGCUGAUCAUUUUUCUCUCAUGACAGAAUUCUUGAAUAAAGAAUUUCCUGACACACUUAAGUGGAUAGGCAUUCAGUCCUGGGUGAUUUUCUGUGAUCUGUCGAAGGAUUGCAAAUCAGCAGAUACUUGCGAAUCUUUGUUCUUCCAUAACAAAAUAGAAUUCCGUAAGACUGGCUAUUAUUCAUUAGUUCAAAAUGAUGGGUACUCAAUUUCACAUAAGUCAGAUACUGAUGAUGAGGAUCUCACUAGAAGUAGUCGUAAAAGGAGAAAGAGAAAUAGGAAGAAAAGGCGGCCCAGAUAUGAAUCUGAUGAAGACAAUCUUGACCAGCUGCUUGAACUUGCAUCUUCCAAUAGUAAGAACGGUGUUGAGUUACAACGUGGAAGCUGGCAUCUUUCGACUGAUGGUUUUUCUGCUUCAUGGGAUAUUGCAGACAUACCGGAUCACCUUUCUACUUGUUAUUUCAAGAUAUGGAUAAAGUGGGCUUGCUUUAGAUGAUCCUCUUGGCUGAAUGUGUAUGGCAUACUGCUACAUUUGGGGUAAAAAAUCGUGGAGCAUGGAGCUGUAUAUACAGACAUAUUUCCAAAUCACGUCUGCAAUAUUCUUGUGAUGAAUUCUGAUGAUUCAUCCACCGGACAUUCUGAAUGCUGCUUGAGACCCAGGACCACAAAGCUCUCCUUGAGUUGCCCUGUAGGUUAACACCUAUGGAAGAGUUUGGCUGUACUUUUUCCUCAGAUAUGGUCCAGGCUUUUCUUUGGAACAUGUUUCAAGAGUUUGGCUGAGAUUAGAGAUAUUGACUACACAAUUAGUCUGUUUUUCCUGUAAUUAUGCUGUAUAGUGCAAGUAGUGAUUUUGCUCACAAUAUUUCGAUUAAACCUGUUAUACACGGAUAUGGUUGCUGUGAAUUUAACAUCCUUGGCUGUGAUGUUACGCUUUACAGCUAUCUGGUAUAUUCUUUUUCUUGAGUAUCAGCUGUGAAUCUGUAUUGCCUGCA